This is a messenger RNA of Mya arenaria, 3642 nucleotides long. RefSeq lists its product as uncharacterized. The record is from RefSeq and is a predicted model, not a curated record. Gene Ontology annotation, molecular function: protein binding. Bases 949 to 3018 code for a protein of 689 amino acids. NCBI's taxonomy places the organism in Eukaryota, Metazoa, Mollusca, Bivalvia, Myida, Myidae. The transcript is spliced from 8 exons. Gene Ontology annotation, biological process: signal transduction.
AUCAUUUUAUAAAAGAAUCGCCUUAAAAAGACCUGAAUUUAAUUCUUUCCGUCAUUCGCUUUUCGCAGUCAAAAUCUUGUGAACUCACCUUUAAUUGAGUUAUUCGCUUGCCAUUUCUGAACUGAAUGGCCAGAUUUGAAAUUGUGGAUUUGUUAAUCGUUUUUAAACCUUUCAUAAAUUGUAAUUGAGAAGGAUCUACUUAUCAUUGAUACACUAAAUGGUAUUCGAAUAAGUACAGGUUUGAUCCCAAUACCACAGUAAUCCAGUGUAGCGUUGAAACAAUACGCGCGUGUGUUCAUUCUACGAUAGAAAUCAAAUAGCUUGGAUAUUUUAUAUGGAAGCAAAUCUGAAGUAAUAAUAAUUGUGGGUGUGUUUGAAGUAUUAAUUAUGAUGAACAGUUCACACAAAGCCGUAGCUCGUGCGUAGGAAUACUGAAACCAUGAGUCCGCGUCAUCAGUGAAAAAGAUACCACAGUUGACGUUAUUUUGGGAGUCCCGAACCUCUCCGGAACAAUAGUCGUUCAUUAAUUGUGUGUGUAUCCGAACAGUUGAACGCACUUUAGGAAGUUCAUCAAGAGGACAAUCUUUAUUUUUGAUAGAAUCCCCUCACCGGAUAAUAUCAUUGCACGUUCAUUGAUUUUGAUAUGCGAUGAUUAAAAGACGUCUUUAAGAACUGCUUGAAGCUUUUGUAAUUAACGCCAGCCAAAGAACGGUCGGCCUUUUAGCCACAUAGGUUUGUCAGAGUGAGUUGCAGAUUCAAGCGGAAUUUAUACUCUGAAUUCGCAGAAGCACAACGUUAGUGAUUGGUGAAAUAGUAUAAAUGGUAUAACGAUUACCAAGUUAUAAUACGUUUGGGUAGACGUUCUUAGAAUAUUGUGACACUCGAUUUAGUGGAAGAGUCUUAUGGUUGGAAUAAAUAUUAAAUCUGGUAAUAUCUACGAGUGUAAUAAUGCGGUAUAAGACGAUGAGCGCGUCACCUAACAGGGCACGACGGGCGACCAAAAGGUGUGAGGGUAGCGAGGGCGGAAUGAGGAAGGACAAUACGUGGAACGUGUCCGUGAACACUGACAGACCCAUCCUGGAGGACGACGCGCACUUAAAGGUGAGCUACACGCCCGGGAAGAAGGGUGGUAACUUCGGACUGCCCCUCGGGGCCAAGCUUAUGGUCCCUGAUGGGGUCUUCGGCAAAAAAGACAGCAUAACAUGCGAGGUUGCCCCACCCACACAGCGUUGGAAAUACACACCCGUACUUCCGGUUCACGAGCAUCUGACGUCAGAGAUUUUCCAGUUUACGUCAUCAUUGGCAAUACUUAAAAAAGCCGUAGUCAUCCAAAUCCCGUUUUAUCCAAUCGAUACGCAGCAUUCAGAAAUCAACGUGAAGGGAAGAUGGAAGGAUGAAAACGAGUGGGUCAACGUUGGGUUUUUGAAAAAGGACAGUACAAAGUCUCCAUGUGUAGAACUCGAGAUUGACCGGCUGGGUAUCUUCGUGGUGACCUUCACCCCGAAGAAGGAGGUGUUUGACGUGACGACACAGGGUUGCCUUUACAACUCCAGACUCAGCAAGUACAUCAGCAUCCGGUUCCCCAAGAAAACCACAGACAGAAACUUUCAGUGUUCCAUACAGAUCAACCCGAUAUCGCCGGCCAAGGUCCAGCUGGCGAAACAGAACUUCCCGCACGAGACAAAUGAGCUUCUGGAGACGUCAGAGUUCAUUGACGUCAUACCAGAGUGUCCUGUCACAUUCAAGCGUCCAGUGACCGUGAAACUACCACUUCCGGCUGGGUUUGAGGAGUCAGAUGAGAAAAAGACUGAUGACAUCGCGGUGCUACAGAAAACUGACCAGGGCUGGAUCGUGUUGGAUGGCGCCUACAAGUUCACGAAGACAACCGUCACUUUCGACGUCAAAACGCUUUCAACGUUUUGCGUAGCACUUUCAAAACCAGACAGAAAGACCGCACUGCACCGAUCAAUAGCCGUCCUUGAAGGCCGAGUGAGCAAGGAAAUGGGCGAAAUAUUAGUGUUUAUUAACCUUCAAGAAAAAUGUUGGAUUAUCCUGUUAGAGUGCUGUCCCAUCUCACGCAAGGAAGAAAAAGUGUCGGAAAGAAAAGAAAAAGGUUAUGCACUACUAGAUAAAUCUAUUAUUCAAAAAGAGGAGCCCGAGAAAAAGACUGGAUUUAGCAGGCGCCCGCCACCAACGGUGCAUAAAGCAAAAGCCCCGGAAGUAAACGGGUUUGAGAUUUUUGACGGUAUGAGGUGGGGCAUUGAUGUGAAAGACGAUAUCAAAGUUAGCUUUGACAGUGACUAUCUUGAAAACAAAGAGUUGCAAUUUUUCAAAUUCUUACCAGAAAGUUAUAGACGCUUUGUGAUAGAACCGAAAACUAACGAAGAAAAAGACCUUAUCGGCAAUAUCGCUUUCGCGCCCAUCGAAUCCACAGACCAGCAGGCGAAAUUCGCGUCGCCUAUGAAAUUCAAGUUGGACAUAACGGAAGAUACGGUGCGGGCGUAUUUCAAACCGGAAUUCGUGCCGGAAGAGCCCAAACCGGAAAAGGAGAAGCCGAGGAUCGAGUUUGAUUUGAACUUGAACAAUAAAGAAGAGAAGAAGGACGAACCGUUCGUGCCCAAGUUCAAACCCCUCCCGUCCUCUGUCAUGGAACGCCUGAUGAGGACCAGCAGGAAACCAAUCAUACUGGAGAGGGAGUCCCGGAUCCUGUCAGGCAAGAGCCUGAUGACCAUAUCGAAGCUGGUACCGGAAGGCUUGACCCUGGCCGUCCACCUUGACCUCCCCGACAGCACCAUCACCGGACUCGGCUUUGACGCCAUCUCUAACGGCCUGGGGAUGGUGGACGUCACGUACAAAAUACUUCUCUACUGGAAACGUCAGCAGAAGGACAAAAAAGACGGCGCCGUUAACGUUUUGUCGUCCGCGUUACGUGAUAUGGGACGUGACGACAUUGCGGCGGUGAUUACGGAACGUCACCGUGAGAAUAAAGACGUUACGUUAGAGUGCUUUACGCACUGAUUGGAACCUGUGUUAAAAUAGAUGGAAACAGUGUUACCAAUACAAAAGGACAUAACUAUUUCAGGAAAGUUGGUGGGGAUAAACGAAACAUGGAACGUUUCGACGUACGGACAUGUCAAUUUAUAUGAGCAUGUAUAUCUGUGUUGUCGUUUUGGAGUAAUAAGCAUUUAGAUAAAUAUGAUACCGUCCAAACUCAUUCAUGGGAUGUGUUAUAUAAUUAACAUAGUGAGCGUUAUUUUUCAGACAUGAACUGUUUUUUCAUUGCCUGAUUAUUUCGCCAUUGAACCAGACACAUGCCGGAUUUAUCAGUUAAGUGUUAUUUAUCAAAAUUGUGAUUGUUUACUAAACGGUUUUCUAUGUCUAUUUGCGGAUUAAUCAUUUAGUUAUUUUUCUGUUUCACAGACGGGAAGCCUUUGGCUGUGUGUUUUGUCUUGUUGUUUUAAAGCAUUCAUUGUGUAUGAUGGUCGCAUUUACUGUGUUAGCAACAUUGUGAUAAAUACUGUUUACUCGUAUAUCAAAUACCACUACUAGUUACGAUCUACGAUUGACAAUGUUUUAAACAGCACAUCAAGUACCUGUUAUUUAAUUUAUAUAUUCAUUUAUGAAAUAAAUCUUGCAUUCGUU